Oreochromis niloticus (Nile tilapia) is the source of this 2160-nucleotide messenger RNA. RefSeq names its product MAP kinase kinase kinase wis4. The transcript is spliced from 12 exons. Gene Ontology annotation, molecular function: ATP binding; protein kinase activity. Gene Ontology annotation, biological process: protein phosphorylation. Bases 209 to 1948 code for a protein of 579 amino acids. The record is from RefSeq and is a predicted model, not a curated record. Lineage: Eukaryota; Metazoa; Chordata; Actinopteri; Cichliformes; Cichlidae.
GUCUCAGACUCACAUGGUAAAUUGUCAGGUAUCAGACUCACAUGGAAAAUUGUCAGGUCUCAGAAAAUCUUCCUGCAGGUGGCGCUGUUGUCAUGUCCCAUCCAAAUUGAUUUCCAAAUACGUCAUCAACGUGUGACAGUGGGAGAGCGCAAGGUCAUUGACCUCACCGGAGUUUUACCGCGGUCCAGGCUCCUAACGACACAAGCAAAUGGACAAGCUGAAAGCUUACGAGCAGCUGAAAAAAGACCUUGAAAAUGGCGAGAUUACCCAAAAAGGCUUUGAUAACAACGUAAAAAAGCUCCUGGCAGCAGAAAAAUCAGAUGACACUCCUUCAACAAGUGGCAAUGAAUUUCUCAGUGCAGCAGAGGCCUUUGGUAAAGCCAAGAAACUACUACAGCCUCAAGUAAAGAAAAGGCAAUUUCCAUUGAAUGAUAAACGUUUGGACCAUGGCAAAUCAUUAUUGAAGGUCAGAAUGGCUCCCAUGGAGUGGAAACCAAGAACUCCGAGAAGGUGUGGACGGUACCAGAAGUUAAUAAUGGACGAAGCUCCACCUCGAAUCAUCCUGCAAGGCCAUGAAACCUAUGAUGAUUUAAUUACCAUAGCCAAAGAACGCUUCUGGCCAGAGCGUACUGAGGGGAGUGAGUUCACUCUUUGUCAUUCUGACGGGACCAGGUGGAGUAAGGAGGAUUUCCACAAAGAAUACAGAACUGUUUCUGAUAUUACACAUCUGUGGAAAAGAACACUAUACAUCGGGCGAAGACAACUGGAUGAACUUCCUGAAACCCUCAUAGGACAAAAUGUUGCAGAACAGGAUUUCCAUCCAGAAACAUCCAGCUCAGGUGAAUUUGAAACAGGGAGAGUCAGAAAGAAAAGCCAGUCCAAGCAAAGGAAGGAGGAAAAUGUAGGGUCAUCUCUAGGUCCAGGUGGAGCAGUGAGCCAAGACAUGUUACCACAUGCAGUUAUUGAGGCAAAAGAAGCUAUGGAGGGAGCUGAAGAGCUAUCUGAAGGUGCUGGAAAUAGUGAGCUUUUGAUAGAUUUUGCAGAGUCCUUCAACACAACUCCAAAGUCGCCAUCAUUGUAUCUUCCACGUGUUCCAUAUGUGGAAGAGGCUUUAAUUACAUACAGCGAGGACAAUCUACUGGGAGAAGGGACAUUUGGCAAGGUAUAUAGAGGUUCUUUUCAUGGUACUCCAGCAGCUGUUAAAAGGAUCGUGUGUGGCCAACAAGGGAUGGAGGACAGCGACAUUCAUCAUGAGAUAAAUGUUUCACUGAGACUGUCUCACCCCAACAUCGUCAGACUAAUGGCAGUUGCCCGCACUGAGUCCUGCUUUUUGUUGGCAGCUGAAUACAUUCAUGGCGCAACCCUGCAGCAAGUGCUUCACACAGACAGCUGCUUGGUGAAGCUUGAAGGGGAUGAUGCCGGUUUCAUAUCACUGGACUUAUCCAUGGCAGUAGAGUACAUCCAUGCACAGAGAAUCAUUCACCAGGAUAUAAAGCCAGCAAAUGUCAUGGUUCACCACCCUUCUAAGAAGGCAGUCCUGACAGACUGGGGCAUGGCAAACAUAAGAGACACUGUGAUGCUUCGUCAAGGGAGUAAGUUCACUGCCCAGGUUAUUGGUCCAGCUGGUGGUACAUAUCUUUACAUGGCUCCUGAAUGCAUACUGAUGUUUGAAGAGGCCUCGUUCCAGACAGACAUGUGGUCCCUCGGAGCCACAUAUCUGGAGAUCCUGACGGGGUCCGCUCCGUGGACUGUUAAAAAACAAAGAGAACUGGCUGCACUAAUGGCCACCAAAACCCCACCACAUGCCCUAUCACAUCUCAGUGACAAACACAGUUUUCUUGGUGGUUUGGUGAGCUAUGACCCAGACUCAAGGCCUUCCGCAUCUGAUGUUGUUAAGUUUCUCAAGUCAGGCCUUGAUCUUACAAGCCGAUAUGGCUACAAGUGGUAAUGUUGCUACAGUCUGCAGUUCAAAAGUCUUUCAAUGUUAAUUAUGUUAUACAUUAGGGUUAACAAAAGUUGUGUUAAAUGAAACACUGAAUCAUUAUGAAAGAUGGCACCUUGUCAAUUGUUUUUCAACAUUUUAUUGUACAUUUUGUUGGUCAGACAGUUUUCAAAUUACCUGUUGAUUGUAAACAAGGAUAAAUAAAUGUUAACAAACAA